AUGGCAGUGGUGAGCGCGGAAAUGGCAGUGGCUGAUGGGCCAAAAGAUUCUGGACCAGGCUCUUAUUUGCCCCGGAUAGAUCAGUUUUAUAUUCCAGAAUGGCUCACAAUGCAGUUUGUGCUGAACAACAUGAUCAGCUUCACACCGCUGCUGUCGUAUGGAACCACUGUUCUGAGCAUAAGAAAGUCCAAAACAGCGCUGGGUUUUUCUAUAGACAUCUGUGCUACUAUGCUUUUGGCCAGCAUUCUGCGUAUUUCAUACUAUCUCAUUACGCCCUACGACGUGGUGCUGCUGCGACAGUCUUUGGUGAUGAUAGUCAUCCAGCUGAUAUUACUACGAACCAGUCUUCAUUACAGACCUGAAGAAUACAAAUACGAUAAAUUGACCCCCGUCGAGCCCUUCACACAACUAUUCCACGACGUUUGGGUCGACUAUUUCCCGCUUCACUCUUUUGGAGCCGAUUGGAAACAUCUUUUGAAAUCUCUGUCGUUGAAGGGUUUUCUUCAAUUUGCAUACAAGUUGUGUCUGGUCGUGGUGUACAAGUUUUUGAAGUUUUUCGAUCCCAGUUACCGCCGUUACGGAUCGUUUUGGCAAUGGAAUCGUGAGAUCAACUUUUGGAUGUUCCUACUGUAUUUCUCCACUGCGCAGCUAACAGUAACGCUUUUCGUUGCCAAAUUAAUGCAUUGGACAUCGCUGGCACAGACCAUAGGAUCUGCCAUUGGAUCACUGGGCCUUUUCAUCGAGUCGUUAUUGCCUUUGCCUCAAAUCUCUAUUUUGAACAAACUGAAAUCCGUGCAAGGCUUCAAACUGAUUCUGCUCGUUAGCUGGCUGUGCGGUGAUGUUAUGAAAAUUGGAUACCUGGUAUUUGGGGCGAACAACAUUUCCUCGCUUUUCCUAUUUUUUGCCUUGUUCCAGAUGUCUCUGGAUUUUUACAUUGCCGGACAGUACGUCUACUACCGGUUCUACUCUCCCAAUAACGCAGAAGACGAAAGUACCCAUGAGUCAAUCGAGCUUUCGUCGCUGAGUUCAGCACAAACAAAAGUCGACACCUCUAGUCAUCAUUAA
Messenger RNA from Lachancea sp. 'fantastica', 1065 nucleotides. NCBI's taxonomy places the organism in Eukaryota, Fungi, Ascomycota, Saccharomycetes, Saccharomycetales, Saccharomycetaceae. The record is from the annotation of a GenBank genome assembly.